AUGGACGACGCCGUGAAACCGCGCGCGCCCGUGCAACCGAUGCGAAUGAUCCGCGACGCCCACACCGGGGUCGACCGCGAUCCGACGUACGCCGAGGCGGUGACGUACGCCCGAGCGCUCCCGAAUGGGGCCACAUCGGACGAUUUCACCGGUCUGCACAAAUGUCGCGGCGGUGACGCGUGCUCGGGAUGUUUUCGACCGCUGUGCGCGGUGUGUCCGAUCUGUGCGUAUAAUUGUCCGUGCGGCGCGGGGUGCACGGACGUGAUCUGGUGCUUGUGGGGCAUCCCGAUUCCGUUGUUUUCGUGCGUCACCGCGUGCGCGUGUCGAGAAGGCGACGAAUCCGGCGCGUUCAUCGCCAGGGAUAAGCAGCAGAUGAAGAGCUGCGCGCUCGUACCCCUCGAUCCAAACAGUGGGAGGUACGCGGUGUACUUCGCGGAGGGAUGCGAGGGAUGCGACCGGGUGUUCAGGGAGGACGCCCGACCCGCGUGCGUGGCCGAGCCGUUGUUCGGCGCGUCGAACGCGAUACAAAUAUAG
Messenger RNA from Ostreococcus tauri, 534 nucleotides. Its product is annotated as unnamed product. The transcript has a single exon. The coding region runs from base 1 to 534 and encodes 177 amino acids. Lineage: Eukaryota; Viridiplantae; Chlorophyta; Mamiellophyceae; Mamiellales; Bathycoccaceae. The record is from RefSeq and is a predicted model, not a curated record.